Molecule: messenger RNA, 657 nt
Organism: Schistosoma mattheei
Lineage: Eukaryota; Metazoa; Platyhelminthes; Trematoda; Strigeidida; Schistosomatidae
Source: the annotation of a GenBank genome assembly
AUGCCUGCUUAUGAGUGUCUUACAAAAGUUAAAAAUAUGUUAGUCAAUGAUAAACGAAAUGUUCGUUUCGGUGAUUGGACUCCAACUGAGGUGGAGAUUCUUAAUGAGCACUUAUUUAUCACAUCGAAACCAGUGAUUUAUUUGGUUAAUAUGUCAGAGAAGGCAUUUUUAAAGAAGAAAAGUAAAUGGCUACCAAAAAUCAAGGAAUGGGUUGAUGAACAUGAUUCCGGUGCAGCGAUUAUUCCUUUCUCUGCUGAUCUUGAACAAAAACUCAGUGAAAUGUCACCAGAAGAAGCUGGGGCUUAUAUGAAAGAAAAUGAAUUCACUACCAUGUUGCCAAAAAUUAUUCGUAUCGGUUAUCAAACAUUACAAUUACAAUAUUUCUUCACAUGUGGUAAAGAUGAAGUUAAAGCGUGGACUAUACAGAAAGGUUCAAAAGCUCCUCAAGCUGCUGGUCGAAUACAUACAGAUAUGGAAAAAGGUUUUAUCAUGGCUGAAGUUAUGUCAUAUGAAGAUUUCAAAGCAGAAGGUUCUGAAGCUGCUGUCAAAGCUGCUGGCAAAUACAAACAGAAAGGACGGGAAUAUAUUGUUGAAGAUGGGGAUAUUAUAUUGUUUAAAUUCAAUGCUGGUGCCGGUCUUCAAGCGAAGAAAAAAUGA